AUGGCGUCCUUCGCCCUUCCAAUCUUGAUUCUUCUUGGCGGUAUGAUUUUCAAAUUCCACUCGGUAAUGGCUAUUCAUUUCAAUCAAGGACUGGAGUUUAGUCCUUUGAAAUCUCCGAUUGAGUUGCCGGUUGACAAUAAUUCUUCUACUCCACCACCACCUCCACCAUCGCCUCCACCGCCUUUAACUCCAUCGCCUCCACUGGAUUCACCGCCUUUAACUCCAGCACCUCCACCUACAUCGCCUCCAUACCCACCACCUCCAUCUCCAUCUCCACCGUCGCCUUCUCCGUCUUCACCUCCACAUCCACCUACACCUAGACCUAGACCUAGACCUAGACCUAGACCUAGACCUACACCUCCACUUGCACUUGCACCUGCACCAUCACCACCACCACCACCACCUCUAUUACCGACAUCGCCUCCAUAUCAACCACCUCUAUCUCUAUCUCCAUCUCCAACGCCUCCUUCUUCUUUACCAUCUCUACUUUCACAUUCACAGAGUCCGCCUCCACCUCCACCGCCUGCUUCCCCGGUUAGAGCACUAUUCGUUAUUGGCGACUCUUCUGUUGAUUGUGGAACCAACAAUUUCUUGGGAACUUUUGCACGUGCAGAUCGUCUUCCGUAUGGACGUGAUUUUGAUACACACCAACCCACCGGACGAUUCUGCAACGGAAGAAUCCCUGUUGAUUAUCUUGCACUGCGUAUGGGGCUUCCCUUUAUACCAAGCUAUCUAGGUCAGACGGGCUCUGUCGAAGAUAUGAUACACGGUGUCAAUUAUGCGUCUGCUGGUGCAGGGAUCAUCUUCUCUAGUGGAUCAGAAUUGGGUCAACGCAUAUCCUUUAGCCAGCAAAUUCAACAGGUUAUAGACACCUUUCAACAGUUCAUAAUAGGAAUGGGGGAGGAAGGAGCUGCUAGCCUCGUCUCAAACUCGGUGAUCUAUAUGUCAAUUGGGACUAAUGAUUACAUACAUUACUUUCUUCCUAAUGUAUCUGGCGUACAAUCUAAGUAUGUAUCAUGGAAAUUUAACCAGUUCUUAGCCUACACAAUGAAGCAGGAGAUAAGGAAUUUGUACAAUGCUAAUGUGAGGAGAGUGGUGGUGAUGGGGUUGGCUCCUAUCGGUUGCGCCCCUUACUACCUGUGGCAAUAUGAUAGUGAUAAUGGAGCCUGUAUCAAGAUGAUAAAUAAUAUGAUAUUAGAAUUCAACUUUGUUAUGAGAUUUACCGUUAAGGAGCUUCGUAAAGAACUCACUGAUGCCAACAUAAUCUUUUGUGAUGCUUUUCAAGGUUCGAUGGACAUCAUAAAGAACUUUGACCAAUAUGGAUUUAGUGUGACAACUUCAGCUUGCUGUGGUUUGGGGCGAUAUAACGGUUGGAUGAUGUGCAUUUCACCUGGAAUGGCUUGCGAUAAUGCUUCUAAUCAUCUAUGGUGGGAUCAGUUUCAUCCAACGGCUGCGGUGAAUGAGAUUCUGGCCGAUAAUGUGUGGUCUGGAUUGCACACAACAAUGUGUUAUCCUAUGAACAUGAAGGACAUGGUGGCUCAGAUCAGAUGA
Cynara cardunculus var. scolymus (artichoke) is the source of this 1551-nucleotide messenger RNA. Its product is annotated as GDSL esterase/lipase 7-like. Gene Ontology annotation, molecular function: hydrolase activity, acting on ester bonds. The transcript is spliced from 5 exons. Bases 1 to 1551 code for a protein of 516 amino acids. Lineage: Eukaryota; Viridiplantae; Streptophyta; Magnoliopsida; Asterales; Asteraceae. The record is from RefSeq and is a predicted model, not a curated record.